AUGGUCACCUCAUCAUCGGGCACAUUCUCCCCUCCACCCAUCGAUCCUCCAUUCGAUUCUCCAUCAAAUCGUCUCUCAACACUACCAGAUAUCGACGGAAUCCUGCGAAAACAAUCACUCGAGAAAACGUCCACUCCACGUCUUCUACACUCAAUGAUGACGUCAUCUGCAACGUCUUCUGCUCAGAAUGAUGUUUUGGAGCACGCGUUGACGGAAGCGUCGUCAGAAAACGCGCUCCUCCGACAACAAGUCGUCGAUUUGAAUUCGGCUGUUGAAUCCAUGAAAUCAGAAUAUGAAUCAGAGAUUUUGAAGUAUACAAAGGAGGCGAAAACUGCUGGAUUGAAGGCGAAAGUCGCGGCGACGGCAAGAAUUAAAGAAUUGGAGACGACACUUGAGCACAUUAAUGGGAAAAGUCAGGAAGAGACAGAACGUCUCCAGGAGGAAGUCGACACUCUCCGCUCAUCCCGUAACUGGGAAAUCGAACAAAACGGUCUAUUGAGGGAUCAAGUUGCCCAUUUGAAGGAGAAAACGUUCAAAUUGACAGAAGAAUUGGAUGAAUCCGAAAAAACGCGACGUCAGCUGGAUUCAGAAGUGGAAGAAUCGAAGAAAUUAAUGGAAUUGAUGGUUGAAGAUUUGGGACAGGGCGGAACAUCUCAUCAACUAUCAUAUUCAUCAGAAAGAAGCGAUAUUUGA
This is a messenger RNA of Caenorhabditis remanei, 693 nucleotides long. RefSeq lists its product as uncharacterized. NCBI's taxonomy places the organism in Eukaryota, Metazoa, Nematoda, Chromadorea, Rhabditida, Rhabditidae. The record is from RefSeq and is a predicted model, not a curated record. The coding region runs from base 1 to 693 and encodes 230 amino acids. The transcript is spliced from 3 exons.